This is a messenger RNA of Protopolystoma xenopodis, 270 nucleotides long. The record is from the annotation of a GenBank genome assembly. NCBI's taxonomy places the organism in Eukaryota, Metazoa, Platyhelminthes, Monogenea, Polystomatidea, Polystomatidae.
AUGCAAUUACCAUUAACAGAUAUAACAGCCGGUGGAGCAACUGCAUUUACGCGUCUAGGUGCACGCAUAUGGCCAAAAAGAGGAGCAGCUGCAUUUUGGUGGAAUCUUUUACCCAACGGAGAUGGAGAUUUACGUACACGGCACGCCGCCUGUCCAGUUUUGGCAGGCUCUAAGUGGGUCAUGAAUCUAUGGUUUCAUGAACGUGGACAAGAGUUUAUUCGACCCUGUGAACUAGAGCGUGGUGCAACGGAGGGCCAGGACGACUUUUAA